Molecule: messenger RNA, 122 nt
Organism: Racocetra persica
Lineage: Eukaryota; Fungi; Glomeromycota; Glomeromycetes; Diversisporales; Gigasporaceae
Source: the annotation of a GenBank genome assembly
GCAAAGAUCUUUUGAAACAAAAUGAUUUUUACUCAUCAAUAACAAGUUUAUCGCCAAAACCUCACCUUAAAAAAACAAAAAAAACAAGUUUAUCGCGUCGCGGAUCCGUGAUAGCAUUGUGA